UCUCGGAGCAUCUCCCGUACGAUUUUAGACCGGAAGUCUGCGUCAGUGCUGAGACUAGAACCGCAGACUAGCUGAGACCCGGACUGAACUCGUCUUGAUUUAUUCACGUGUUAAACCAAAACUUUUAGUUUUUUUUGCAACACAAAAUGGCUGACGAGGCCACGCGCAGGUCCGUGUCGCAGAUCCCGCUGUUGAAGACGCACGCGGGGCCACGUGACCGCGCUCUGUGGCCGCAGCGGCUGAAGGAGGAGUACCAGGCGCUGAUCCGGUUCGUGGAACAGAAUAAGGAGGCCGACAACGACUGGUUCCGCCUGGAGUCUAACGCGGACGGCACGCGUUGGACCGGCACGUGCUGGUUUAUCCAUGAGCUGCUGCGCUACGAGUUCCGGUUGGAGUUUGAUAUCCCGGUGACGUACCCGGACACUGCGCCCGAGGUGGCGGUCCCGGAGCUGGACGGGAAGACUGCCAAAAUGUACCGCGGCGGGAAGAUCUGCCUGACCGAGCACUUCGCGCCACUCUGGGCCCGCAACGCACCGCGCUUCGGUUUAGCGCACCUGAUGGCGCUGGGACUUGGACCGUGGCUCGCCGUGGAGAUCCCGGACCUGAUCAGCAAGGGACUCGUGAUCCACAAGGAGCGGCAGCGCGAGCCGGCGGCCGAGUGACGUCAGUGGGCGAAACGGGGGGGGGGGGGGGGGGGGGGGCUGUUUGUGUGUGGUACAGAGUAAAAAUGAUGAAAAAAUGAACUGAGUUUGGUGAAGAAGUCACUUACCCCGAGGUCCGACUGGAAAUAUUUAGAGAAAAUUCCAACAGCUGAAAGUGUCUCUGUCUUCUCCGUGUGAUUCAGAUGGAGCGUCCAUUCACUUACAGGGAAAAUUAUUGGUUAUAAUAGUGAUCAAUGUAAUAAAGUUGUAAGUUGUUUGAUCAUAAAAAUGAUUGAAGAGCUGCAGCGAUGCCACGUCUGCUCUGAUCAAAGUCUGUGUCAGUGGAUGGUGGAAAACUAAAAGGAUGAAAAAGUGAACAGAUCUGGUGAAGGAGGUCACUCGCACCAACAUCUAGUUAAAAUAACAUCUAGUUAAAAUUUAAGUUAAAACUAUUCGUUACUAUUAGUUUGUAACAUAAACUGAGAUUUCAAAGAGUCUGAUCCAGAUUAAAAAUGAUGAAAAACGAACAGAGUUUGGUGGAGAGAAGGCCCCGCAAUAGGGGGCCUCCUCUCAGGACUCAGGGGACAGAUUUUUAUCUGAAGCGUCAGAGGAUGUGCGUCAUCAGCUGAUGUCACCAUACAAUACCUGUGAUGCCACACACACACACAUUCUUGUCUGACUGUCUUUGUGGGGGCACAGGCUGACAUGCUUGUUUUCUGUCCCGGAAAAAAAAAAACUGUCCCACCUCAGCGGCUGUGGCCACAGCGUCAC
Toxotes jaculatrix (banded archerfish) is the source of this 1412-nucleotide messenger RNA. It is a transcript of the gene ufc1, whose product is annotated as ubiquitin-fold modifier conjugating enzyme 1. Gene Ontology annotation, biological process: protein K69-linked ufmylation. Gene Ontology annotation, cellular component: cytoplasm. NCBI's taxonomy places the organism in Eukaryota, Metazoa, Chordata, Actinopteri, Toxotidae. The transcript has a single exon. The record is from RefSeq and is a predicted model, not a curated record. Gene Ontology annotation, molecular function: UFM1 conjugating enzyme activity. Bases 147 to 662 code for a protein of 171 amino acids.